Messenger RNA from Neoarthrinium moseri, 1431 nucleotides. RefSeq lists its product as uncharacterized. The transcript has a single exon. Bases 1 to 1431 code for a protein of 476 amino acids. The record is from RefSeq and is a predicted model, not a curated record. Gene Ontology annotation, biological process: 'de novo' NAD+ biosynthetic process from L-tryptophan. Gene Ontology annotation, molecular function: metal ion binding; indoleamine 2,3-dioxygenase activity; heme binding. Gene Ontology annotation, cellular component: cytoplasm. NCBI's taxonomy places the organism in Eukaryota, Fungi, Ascomycota, Sordariomycetes, Amphisphaeriales, Apiosporaceae.
AUGCCAGCGCGUACAGAUUCCCCUCCACCUCCGCGGUCGGUCAUGGAGACUUUGGCGCAAAAAUACGACGUCACAAGGAAUGGAUUUCUUCCGCACUCAGCGCCCGUCAAACGUCUUAGCAUGCACUACGCGACUUGGGAACUUCUGGCGCAAUGCCUACCGGAGCUUCUAAAAGAACGGUGUCUGCGAGGGGUGGUGGAUGGGAUGAAAGUACUUUCGGUCGACAACCUGACAUCCGAGGAAGAAUGGCAGCGAGCAUAUGUGAUUCUAACCUUCCUGGCACAUGGAUACAUCUGGGGCGGCAAGAAGCCAUCCGAGGUAUGCAAAUCCUUGAAAUCAGAUGCCAGUAGGGUAUACGUUAACCUGAUGCAGGUGCUUCCACCACAAAUAGCUGUCCCAUUGUUACAAGUCUCAGAACACUUCGAUCUUCCACCAACAGCGACAUAUGCAGGCUUAGUCCUGUGGAACUUCCAGAGUACGAGCACUGACUUCAGUGAUCCCGACUCACUGAAGGCUAUAACAACUUUCACCGGCACAGAAGAUGAGUCAUGGUUCUACAUGGUCUCAGUAGCACUAGAAGCCCAGACCGCUUAUGUCAUACCAAUCAUGGUGCAGGCAAUCGAAGCGAUCGAGCGCCGCGACUACGAAACAAUGUCAGUAGGGUUGGAAGAAAUGAUCAACAGUAUCAAGGAGAUGGAUGCAUUGUUGACGAGGAUGUACGAAAAGUGUGAACCGGCGACGUUUUACCAUGAUAUUCGGCCAUUGCUGGCCGGAAGCAUGAAUAUGGAGAAAGCGGGACUGCCAAACGGAGUGUUCUACGACGAAGGCGAUGGAAAGGGGUCAUGGAGGAAGUUGAUGGGCGGCAGCAAUGGCCAAAGUUCAACGAUCCAAUUCCUGGAUAUCGUCCUCGGCGUUGUCCACACUGGUGGUGCCGAGAACGCAACUUGCCCAGUAUCUGGCGUUCGAGGAGAUGCAAGUACGACGGGCUGCCCUAUUUCUGCCUCGAAAGAACGCCAGGUGGGAUACCACGAGCAGGUUCGAGCCUACAUGCCCCAAGGCCACCGGAACUUCUUGAAGAAUCUCUCUCGCAUGGGCAGUCUGCAGGAAUUCGCUAUGUCGGAUCAUCCGGGCGCUGAACACGCACGGCUCCGCGGACUGCAUGAGGAAGCCUGCCGGACGAUGGGCGACUUCAGAAAGAAGCAUAUCCAGAUUGUCACCCGGUAUAUCAUCAUCCCCAAGACCAAACAACCCACCGAUAAGAAGGUGCGUAACCUUGCGACGGCGUCCUCUGAGUCCAGCGAUACGUCGGAGUUGAAAGGCACCGGUGGCACAUCCUUGGCAAAGUUUCUGGCACAGUCACGAGACGAGACAUACAUGGCGGGAUGCAUGACGCGUGAAGAGUCUCGCGUUGAUCCGAAGGGGAAGGAGUGA